AUGACUGUCCUGGGGGGCAACGAGGCCCCCACAGCUGCUGAUGUUUCGAGGGUUUUGGAAGCAGUGGGUGCGGAGGUAAACCCUGAAGUUCUCAAAACCCUAAUUGACGCCAUGCAGGGCAAAGCCGCCCACGAGGUGAUAUCUGCGGGUCUGGAGAAGCUGCAGAAGGUGCCGUGUGGCGGCGGUGCAGCAGCAGCAGCACCUGCUGCUGCUGCUGCUGCUGGCGGCGGCGACAGCAGCAGCGCAGCAAAGGAGACUAAGAAGGAAGAACCUGAAGAAGAAGAAGAAGAUGGAGACAUGGGUUUGUCUCUCUUUGAUUAA
Messenger RNA from Eimeria tenella, 321 nucleotides. RefSeq names its product 60S acidic ribosomal protein P2. Gene Ontology annotation, cellular component: ribosome; cytosolic large ribosomal subunit. Gene Ontology annotation, molecular function: structural constituent of ribosome. NCBI's taxonomy places the organism in Eukaryota, Apicomplexa, Conoidasida, Eucoccidiorida, Eimeriidae. The transcript has 2 exons. Gene Ontology annotation, biological process: cytoplasmic translational elongation. The coding region runs from base 1 to 321 and encodes 106 amino acids. The record is from RefSeq and is a predicted model, not a curated record.